Molecule: messenger RNA, 456 nt
Organism: Protopolystoma xenopodis
Lineage: Eukaryota; Metazoa; Platyhelminthes; Monogenea; Polystomatidea; Polystomatidae
Source: the annotation of a GenBank genome assembly
AUGAUUUCACAACUUUUUUCCAAUCGCGGUUCAGACAAACGGAAGGCACAGAUUCAUCGAAUCCUUAGGGCUACACAAAUUAAUUAUUUUAUUAACAAAAAUUAUUCAAUGCAAGUAAUCUGCACUCAAAUUAACUAUCACAAGGCCAGAGAUUUGCUUUCACUUUCCGAAUCUCUUUCUCCAACCUUGUCAAACAAAAUGGCGGAUACGGAGUCUUUGCUUCUCUUUCAACCGGUAAGCCAAAGGGAAUCUACUUCAAGAUUACCUUGGAGGUAUAAUUUGGGAGUCAUACCAUCAAAAGUUCUUUCAAUCUCAAUUGGGGCAUCAAAUGGGCAGGAGCCGGAUGGCGUCAUGACGACUCCAAGUCGAGCUGUAGCAGUUCGUGGGUCUGUGCUUACAGAAGGUCAGGGAUUCUCGUCAGGGAUUGCAAAUGUCGCCUGCCACGUGGCUGGCUAG